AUGACGAGCAUCGACGACCUCUUCAAANAGCCAUUCCUUCCCUCGACCAACGGCGGUACCAAGCGCAAAUUCGACGGCCAAGAUGCAGAAGCAGCCUACAAAUCAGCAAAACUAGAUGCCAGUGUCGAGGAUGCGCCAGAGAACGAAGACGAUGAUAUGGAGGCCGGACCCGAGCUACCGCCUGACGAGGACGAAGAUGAAGAGGGCCGCUUCUUUGGCAGCGGCACAAAUCAACAUACCAAUGCUGCUCUGGACUUUGUCGAUCGAGCAGACGAUGGCGCAGACAUCAAGGCAGAGAAGAUAGAUCAAGCAUGGGUGCGCCGUCUAGGCUUGAGUUUCGAGCGGAAGAUCAACAAGAACAGCGAGCUGCGCGCAAAGUACGAAAGCGACCCUUCACGCUUUGUCGCCAGCGAGGCCGACCUGGACGCCGAGAUCAAGAGCUUGAGCAUUCUGUCAGAACACCCAGAGCUAUACAAGGACUUUGCAAAGAUCGGCUGCGCAGCAAGUCUAGUUUCUCUGCUCUCCCACGAGAACACAGAUAUCGCCAUCGAUGCCAUUGAGAUCAUUUCCGAACUUCUGGACGACGAUGUAGAAGCAGAGCAAGAGCAAUGGGACGCCCUAGUAUCAGCCAUGCUCGAAGCCGACCUCAUCGACUUACUCCUCGCCAACCUCGACCGCCUAGACGAAACCCUCGAAGCCGAUCGAAGCGGUGUCUACCACUCCCUCUCCGUCCUCGAAGCCCUCUCCUCCAACUCCACAAUCGCAGACACAAUCGCCCAAGACCCCAUCCUCAAAUACCUGCUUUCCCGCAUCUCUCGCUCCGAAAAAUCAGUGUCGCAGAACAAACAAUACGCAGCCGAAGUCCUCCAAGUGCUAUCUCAAGCCUCUACAUCCGUUCGCGAUCGCUUAAUCUCGCUCGACGCAAUCGACAAACUCCUACAAUUACUUUCUGCAUACCGAAAACGCGAUCCCGAACGCGACAGCACAGAACAAGAAUACGCCGAAGACCUUUUCGACACACUAACAAUCCUCUCCGCGCCACUACCCGGCAAAACCGCUUUCCUGCAAGCAGAAGGCACAGAACUGAUGCUCCUCAUGCUCAAAGAAGCCAAAUUCUCAAAACCGCGCGCGCUCAAGGUGUUGGAUCAUGCACUCUCCGGCUCCUCUGGCCAAGCGGUAGCGGAAAAAUUCGUAGAUGCUGCAGGACUGAAACCUCUGUUUUCCACAUUCAUGAAGAAGAAUCUGGAAGCUGCGGAUACGGAACAUGUGUUGGGAAUCUUUUCUGCCUUGUUGCGUUUGCUGCCUGGCGAGUCGUCCCAACGUAUCCGUCUACUCGCCAAAUUCGUGGAAAAGGAGUACGAAAAGUUGGAUAAACUGGUGAAGUUACGACAUGAGUAUGCGGCAAAGGCUGGCGUUGCAGAUGACAUUGACGCAGGAGCUGCCGUAUAUUGUCUCAAUACUCUGGAUGUCAUCUUGGUCUGGCUGGUUGCUGAGGAUGCUGGUGCGAGGAAGAGGAUCAUAGCAGGGUUGGCAGAUAGAGAUGAAGGACUGGAGACACUGAAGAAGAGUUUGCAAGAACAACUUGGAGAGGUUGAUACCGAGGAAGAAGGGAAUGUGGCUGAGAUGCUUACAGCACUGAUCGAGUGCUUGUAG
This is a messenger RNA of Aureobasidium musti, 1653 nucleotides long. Lineage: Eukaryota; Fungi; Ascomycota; Dothideomycetes; Dothideales; Saccotheciaceae. The record is from the annotation of a GenBank genome assembly.